AUGACUUCAUGCAUCCGUCGUAAUGGUGUGCUUAAAGCUCGUGAACAAAAGAUCUUGCAAGACCAAAUAACGAACAUGCAUAAUCCAAACAUGGCAGAAAUGUAUGAGGGGUUGGUCACGGACGAAAGAGGCUUAAAGAGGAGUAGAAACUCUCUUGGAGGUGAGGGUAGUAGCCGUCAUCAACCUUCAUCUAGCAGCGAAUACACAAAUGAUGAAGAGGUGGUGCACGGUGUGGGUACUAGCCAAAGAGGUGGUCGUGGUAGUCGCGGUGGUCGUCGUGAUGGUCCCAAAAAUCGUUCUGGUGGUGGUCCUAAAACUCGUGGUGGUGGUGGCACCAACAAAAGGGGUCGUGGUGGCCUCCAUGCUUAG
Messenger RNA from Papaver somniferum (opium poppy), 369 nucleotides. RefSeq names its product glycine-rich RNA-binding protein 7-like. The record is from RefSeq and is a predicted model, not a curated record. The coding region runs from base 1 to 369 and encodes 122 amino acids. Lineage: Eukaryota; Viridiplantae; Streptophyta; Magnoliopsida; Ranunculales; Papaveraceae. The transcript has a single exon.